AGCGCUGCACGGAAUAACUUUUCUAUACUUUCGGUGACAUCAACAACGUAUCUGUAUCAUAACAAGGAAAUUGUAUGUCAUCAACCUGUUGAUUAGGAAUGUAUAGCUAGCUGACACUGUCAAGAUAAAUCAGAAUGGCGGAUGCGGAGAAAAAUGAAGCUGUCAAAUUUUGUUUCACUUUUCUCAUAAAGAAGUGUGUCAUUUAUGCAGCCAGCAGUUGGUCGUCGCCAUCUUUACAAAUAACAUGGAAACGUGGAGAACGCUUGAAACAUUUUCCACUGCCUUUCAAUGAGCGCACUGAAGAGGUGUUGACAUUCGAAGAUUUGACACCGCAGUCUAUGUUUGUGACUCUUCACAAGAACAGUGGAGAGUUUGAAGGCAAGGUUUAUACAUUACAGUUGGAAGAAACUGCUGGACUGUCCUUAAAGCGUUUAGCCACUCACUCAUUUAAUAUUGCUGAUUUUGCACUUCUUGAAAGUGAAAGCGAACUACAUUGUGAAACCAAAAUGAUUGAUUUGAAACCUCUCUCUAAAAUGGUACGACAAGUCAGUCUAACCGUCGAUAUAUCUUGUGAAUACUUAAAGACAGGAUUUGAAAGUGAUUCGGACAUUGAAAGCAAUUUCAGUCACAUCAGUGAUAGUGACGAUGAAACUAUUUGGCAUACUGACGUACUCCAAGAAAGAGCUGUGCAAAGACGAACUCUAAUGCUUGAAGAGUUGAAACGCGCUGACAAUGCGACAUUAACACGUUUUGGAAGUAUGCCCUCCUCGUCAGCGCUUGGUGUUCGGAAUACAAGAAAAGAUAGCACAAGAGAAACAUUGGAAAAGUUGAUCGUAGGAGAAGAAGUGAAAGAAAUUGUUCACCAAGUAUGCGAUGAUGAUUUUAUUGUGAGAAAAAGUUUGAAAAUCAAGAGGAUUGAGUUAGAGAAUGAAGCAUUGAGAGUUCGCAACGCGCAUCUUCUCGCCAUGUUGGGGACUUACAAACACGACGUGGAAAUGAUGCAAGCGGAAAUUAGUGAUCUACAUUCACUGGUGCAGAAUCUUCGUGUAAAGAUGAACACUAAUCGUGCUGAUACAAAGACAACAGAACCAGAAAGUAUCGCACAACCACAGAAGUUGCAAGGUUGGCUAUGCAAACGUGGAGUAAAGGGAGGACCGCUGGGCCGUCGUUGGAAAAAACGAUGGUUUGCUCACCAUCAUGAUAACUGUUUGUAUUACUACAAAAAACAGGAUUUUCAUCAACAACAGGGGUACAUCGAGCUGAGUCAAGUGUUGGGAGUACAAGACGUGAGUGCACACAAACAAGACAAAAAUAAUGCGACAUUUAAUAUCUUGACAGAAGAGAGGACAUACGUCCUUAUGGCACAUGAUGAACAAGAAAAAUUAAGGUGGAUCAACUGUUUGGACGAAUUAUGCCGCACUGUUACUUCAAAAGAAAGUGAACAUCACGAUGAAUAAAUUUUAUAGAGUUUAAUUUUUUAACACGAAAUCUUUUAUUGUAAUUUAUUUAUUUAUUUUGAUAAGUUUUAUAUUUUUAUAAGCACAUGUUUUAUGAAUAGGCAUUAUAAAAUAAAACUGUUUUUUUAUGCUGA
Messenger RNA from Hydractinia symbiolongicarpus, 1591 nucleotides. RefSeq lists its product as uncharacterized. The record is from RefSeq and is a predicted model, not a curated record. NCBI's taxonomy places the organism in Eukaryota, Metazoa, Cnidaria, Hydrozoa, Anthoathecata, Hydractiniidae. The transcript has 16 exons. The coding region runs from base 135 to 1457 and encodes 440 amino acids.